Betta splendens (Siamese fighting fish) is the source of this 5757-nucleotide messenger RNA. RefSeq names its product DNA topoisomerase II beta (gene top2b). The record is from RefSeq and is a predicted model, not a curated record. Gene Ontology annotation, cellular component: nucleus. Bases 573 to 5390 code for a protein of 1605 amino acids. Gene Ontology annotation, molecular function: ATP binding; DNA topoisomerase type II (double strand cut, ATP-hydrolyzing) activity; DNA binding. Gene Ontology annotation, biological process: DNA topological change; sister chromatid segregation; resolution of meiotic recombination intermediates. The transcript is spliced from 36 exons. Lineage: Eukaryota; Metazoa; Chordata; Actinopteri; Anabantiformes; Osphronemidae.
UCAGAAAAAUAUCGCUACAAGAUGACUUUUCCUAUUGGUCGAAUCCCUGGUUCUUUGAAAAGCGACCGCCUGAUUGGUCGGCUUAUCUGAGAGACGAUUUGCUGACUAUCUUGCAGAUGGCGGAGCCGGACAGUGGUUGCUGCUACUAGCUAAUAUUCGUUUUUUUUCUAAAUGAGAAGUACUGAAGUCUAUAGUUAUAAUUACGUUUGAGUUAAAAUUCUGUUUUAUUCUAUUAAGUUUUCCUAAGAAAUUGUAAACCUAUUUAAUGUUCGAGUUUUGCACUGUAUUUAUUUUGCGACUAGAAGCCCGGUUAGCAUCUUUGUUGUAGUAGUCCAGGCCUAUUGUGCCACCGCUCGUCGAUUUUAACAAUAGCCGCGUUACACUCCCCUCCUCUGCUUGUUUGGUACCUUUGCAGGACUAUUUUUAGACCAAACGAUGAAGGAGCAUAGGAAGUAAGCAGGUUUGGGUAGCUUUUAGGGUCUGAGACAUUGUUAUGUCGACGGACGUUUGAUUUCACUGGAGCGGAGUACAUUUAACGAGCUGCAUCACAACAAUUAAGAUCACAAAGGAAGAUGUCCAACGGCGCAGCAGGAAGCGGGGCUCUGGCAUGGAUGGAGGCUGCGAAUGGCAGAGGGGACACUGGCAAGAUGGAGGGAGUCAAGAAAGACAAAACAAGCUCCAAGUUGUCUGUGGAGCGUGUGUAUCAGAAAAAGACCCAGCUAGAGCACAUUCUUCUCCGUCCAGACACAUACAUUGGCACAGUGGAGCCAAUCACCCAGCAAAUGUGGGUUUUUGAUGAAGAAAUAGGUAUGAACCAGAGGGAGAUCACCUACGUUCCUGGAUUGUACAAAAUCUUCGAUGAAAUUUUAGUCAAUGCAGCAGACAACAAACAGAGGGACAAGAACAUGACUGCCAUUAAGAUCACUAUUGAUCCUGAGUCCAAUACAGUCUCCAUUUGGAACAAUGGUAAAGGAAUACCUGUGGUGGAGCACAAGGAUGAAAAGAUGUAUGUCCCAGCGCUCAUUUUCGGUCACCUGCUCACCUCCAGCAACUAUGAUGAUGAAGAGAGGAAGGUCACAGGUGGAAGAAACGGAUAUGGUGCUAAACUCUGCAACAUCUUCAGCACAAAGUUCACAGUGGAAACAGCUUGCAAGGAAUACAGACACAGCUUUAAACAGACGUGGCAGAACAACAUGACCAAGACCUCUGAACCCAAGAUCAAGUUUUUUGAUGGGGACGAUUUUACCUGUGUGACAUUCCAGCCUGACCUUGAAAAGUUUAAGAUGGAAAAACUGGACAAGGACAUUGUAGCGCUUCUUACCCGUAGGGCAUAUGAUGUAGCGGGUUCCUGCAGAGGUGUUAAAGUUACACUCAAUGGAAAAAAAUUACCUCUGAAUGGGUUUCGUAGCUAUGUGGAUCUGUAUGUGAAAGAUAAACUGGAUGAGACUGGUGUCCCCCUGAAAGUAGUGAAUGAAACUGUGAAUGAUCGGUGGGAGGUCUGCCUUACCAUGAGUGAAAAAGGAUUCCAGCAAAUCAGCUUUGUUAACAGCAUUGCUACCACUAAGGGUGGCAGGCAUAUUGACUAUGUGGUGGACCAGAUUGUAGCCAAACUUAUUGAGGUAGUGAAGAAGAAGAACAAGGCAGGCGUGUCGGUGAAACCCUUCCAGGUGAAGAACCACAUCUGGGUGUUUGUGAAUGCACUGAUUGAGAAUCCUACCUUUGAUUCUCAAACAAAGGAAAACAUGACUCUACAGACCAAGAACUUUGGGUCCAAGUGCCUUUUGUCAGAAAAGUUCAUCAGGGCUGCAACCAAUUGUGGAAUCGUAGAGAGCAUACUCAACUGGGUCAAAUUCAAAGCUCAGACACAGCUCAAUAAGAAGUGCUCAUCAGUAAAGCAUAGCAAGAUCAAAGGCAUCCCCAAGCUAGACGAUGCCAACGAUGCUGGGGGCAAACACUCCUCUGACUGCACGCUGAUCCUCACUGAAGGAGACUCAGCCAAGUCUCUGGCUGUGUCUGGGCUUGGCGUCAUUGGACGGGAUCGAUACGGAGUGUUCCCACUAAGAGGAAAGAUCCUAAAUGUGCGAGAGGCAACACACAAGCAGAUCAUGGAAAAUGCUGAGAUAAACAACAUCAUCAAAAUCGUUGGCCUGCAAUACAAGAAGAGCUACGACGAUCCAGAGUCACUGAGGUCUUUGCGCUAUGGCAAGAUCAUGAUCAUGACUGAUCAGGAUCAAGAUGGUUCUCAUAUCAAAGGUCUCCUCAUUAACUUCUUCCAUCACAACUGGCCUUCUCUGCUGAAACACACAUUCCUGGAGGAGUUCAUCACACCCAUUGUCAAAGCAACCAAGAACAAACAGGAGCUGGCCUUCUACAGCAUUCCAGAGUUUGAUGAGUGGAAAAAACAAACAGAGAACCAUAAAACCUGGCACAUAAAGUACUACAAAGGUUUGGGUACGAGUACAAGCAAAGAGGCAAAAGAAUACUUUGCUGACAUGGAGAGGCAUCGCAUCACAUUCAGAUACAGUGGAGCAGAGGAUGAUGCUGCCAUCACACUGGCAUUCAGUAAGAAGAAGACAGAAGACAGGAAAGAGUGGCUGACAAAUUUCAUGGAGGACAGACGUCAGCGGAGGAUGCAUGGGCUGCCAGAGCAAUACCUGUAUGGAACUCAGGCCAGACACCUCUCCUAUAACGAUUUCAUCAACAAAGAACUAAUUCUGUUCUCCAACUCUGACAAUGAGAGAUCCAUCCCAUCACUGGUUGACGGUUUGAAGCCAGGUCAGAGGAAGGUGCUGUUUACCUGCGUAAAGAGAAAUGACAAGCGGGAAGUGAAGGUAGCACAGCUGGCUGGUUCGGUGGCAGAGAUGUCAGCAUACCACCAUGGAGAGCAAGCUCUCAUGAUGACCAUCGUGAACUUGGCCCAGAACUUUGUUGGCAGCAACAAUGUGAACAUCCUACAGCCUCUGGGUCAGUUUGGUACUCGGAUAAAUGGAGGAAAAGAUGCUGCCAGCCCUCGUUACAUCUUUACCAUGCUCAGUCCUCUUGCUAAGCUGCUGUUCCCAGCGAUAGACUCCAACAUUCUCAAGUUCCUUUAUGAUGACAACCAGAAGGUGGAACCUGAGUGGUACAUUCCCAUCAUCCCAAUGGUACUUGUAAAUGGUGCUGAGGGCAUUGGGACAGGCUGGGCAUGUAAAAUUCCCAACUAUGAUGCAAGAGAGAUCGUUAACAACAUCAGCCGCAUGCUCAACCACCAAGAUCCUCUACCGAUGCUUCCCAACUACAAAAACUUCAAAGGGGUGAUCCACGAAGUCGGCCAGAAUCAGUACCUUGUCAGUGGAGAAGUUUCUGUCAUAGACAAAAAUACCAUUGAGAUUACAGAGCUUCCAGUCCGGACUUGGACACAGGCUUAUAAGGAGUCAGUGUUAGAGCCCAUGCUGCAGGGCAGUGACAAAACACCGGCUCUCAUCACUGACUAUAAGGAAUACCACACAGACGCCACAGUCAAGUUUGUGGUUCGCAUGUCUGAGGAAAAACUGGCCCAGGCUGAGGCAGCUGGCCUCCACAAGGUUUUCAAGCUGCAGUCUAGCCUCACCUGCAACUCCAUGGUGCUAUUUGAUCACAUGGGUUGUCUCAAGAGAUAUGACUCAGUUCAAGACAUCCUCAAGGAGUUCUUUGAGCUCCGCCUGCACUACUAUAAACUUAGAAAGGACUGGUUAUUGGGCAGCCUGGGAGCCGAGGCUGCCAAACUCUCCAACCAGGCCCGCUUUGUACUAGAGAAGAUUGAAGGAAAAAUCUCAAUAGAGAAUAAAUCCAAGCGUGAGCUGAUUCGUAUGCUGGUCCAGAAAGGUUAUGAAUCUGAUCCAGUGGCUGCCUGGUCCAAAGCUCAGGAAAAGGCUCAGGAGGAGGAGUACCGUGACGGAAACGAGAGUGACAGCUCAGUGGACUCUGGUUCCUCAUCAGGGCCAAACUUCAAUUAUAUCCUCAACAUGCCUCUGUGGUGCCUGACUAAAGAAAAAGUGGAUGAGCUGCUUAAACAGAGGGACCAUAAGAGAGGAGAAUUGAAUGACCUACAGAAAAAAUCCUCAGAAGAUCUGUGGAAGGAGGACUUGUCUGUUUUUAUUGAAGAACUGGAUAAAGUGGAGGCUCUGGAAAGAGAGGAGCUGAGUUCAGGGAAGGCCAUUAAACUGGUGAAGGGUAAAGUGGGCAAGCCUAAAGUGAAGAAGAUGAACCUGGAAGAGACGAUGCCCUCACCGUUUGGCCGCAGGGUGGAGCCCCCAACUCAGCCAAUCAAAUCUGAUGCUGCCAAGAAACUGUUUAAGAAGAAGAAGGUUGACGCGGAUCUGCUGGUGAAGUUAGAGUUUGAUGAUGACGGUGCAGGUGGAGAGGGGGUAACAGGAGAAGUCCCUGCAGCCAAACCAAAGGCUCCACGUGUUAAGAAAGAAAAGAAAGAACCUGGUGCUCCUAGGGUGAAAAAAACUCCAGGACCCAAAGGUACCCCUGUUAAAAAGGUGAAGAAGAGAAAUCCCUGGUCUGACGAUGAGUCCAAGUCAGACAGUGACAUGGAGAACAGUAAGCCUGUCAUCCCCAGAGAGACCAAGUCACAGAGGGCAUCAGCGUCAAAGCCAAAAUACACGUUCGACUUCUCAGAGGAGGAAGAGGAGGAGGGAGAUGAGAAAGAGAACGGAGACAACGAUGUGGCUUCUUCUCCUGUGACAUCGUUCAAAGAUAACUUUGGCUUAUCUGAUACCAAGGAUCACUACAGUGACAAUAAUGAUGACAAUGAUUAUGAUGAAAACGAAGACACGUACUCUCCCUUUAAACAAAAGACCAUGCCGGCACCUCUAACUAAAAAGAAAGAGACAACCAGCAUUUUCUCAUCCAAGUCAGCCUUUUCUGAAAGAAGCAAUGAGAGUGAUGGGUCCAAGUCUGACAGCGAUGAUGACAACGGCCCCAUAUUUUCCACUUACUCCAGCAGCUCUGCCUUUGAAAAACUCUCCCCCUCAAAGAAAGCAGCUAAGAAGUCUUCUGAUGCAGCUAUUAAACCUAAGAAGCCACCAGCACCAAAAGCAAAGAAACCAGAUAAGUCCAUCUGGGACUCAGAUUCUGACACCGGAUCUAAGAAGCCAGCACCAGCUCUUAAAGGCAAAGGACGAGGGAGGAAGAGGAAGGACUCUGGCUCUGAGGAUGAAUACAACCCUAUGAAGAAAAUAGCAAAGCCUGGUGGCAAAAAGCCUCAGAAGCCUGAAUCGGAAGAUGACGAGGACGACAACGACAACAGCAACAGCGGAAUGAACGCUUCAUCCCGGGACCGACCUGGACGGGCAAAGAAAGAAGUGAAGUAUUUCCACGAGUCAGACAACGAGGAGGAUGAUGACGACGACAUGUUUGAUUAAAGCAACCUUCACCCUCGCGUUCACCCUCUGCUUAUAUGGAAGUCUUCUCCUUCUGUUUUCCCACAGACUUUUGUACAUUGUAUUAUUUUAUUUUCAUUAAUGGUGAUGUUUAAUUAUUUUUAAUGUGUAGGUGUUUUACACUUUUUCAUAAACAUAUACAGGUUUCUUUUUUAUGCUCAUUGAAAUGUUAUGUAUUUGUCCAGACCAGCUUUUAGGAGUUUAGAAUGCUGUUCUUCAGCACAUUAAUUGUUAAAAUACUAUGUAACUUUUUGAACAUGAAAGUAAACGAUAAAACGUCCAUGGUUUUACUGGCCUAAUUCAUAGUGUUCACAGUGAAGUUAUGUAAUUAAAACUCUCCUGAAACCUA